UCCAGUCUGCUUUUGGAUUAUUUUCCAAAUACUUUCUUAACCAUUGCAUGUAAUUAAGUUUGUUUUAAGUGUACUUUAAAGUCUACAGUUUUGUUAUUAUCAAGCCAUAGUCAUUUUAUAAUGUAAAAUGGUGCAACCGCAAUUUGCGUUGUCUUGGGAUUCGUACAAAACUAAUAUCUGUGACGGCUUUAGUGCUUUGCAACAGAAUGGGGAGUUUGUUGACAUGACUCUGGCAGCUGAUGGUCAUCUUGUGAAGGUCCAUCAGGUGUUGCUAGCACUUGCUAGUCCAUAUAUCAAGGAAUUGUUGGCUUCGGCCCCAUGUCAACACCCAGUAUUUUUUCUUAAUAAUAUAUCGUACACAACAUUAUCUCACUUAUUGGAAUAUAUUUACACUGGAGAGGCUCUUGUUCCAUCUGUUAACCUAAAUGCUUUCAUAGAGGCGGCUAAAUCCCUGCACAUAAAGGGACUUGAAACUAUUAUUGGCCAUGAAAUACCAGUUUCUGGUACACCCAGUAAACGAAAUGAUGAGAGCGAUACAAAUGUGGUAUUUCCUGGGGUCAAAAGAUUAAUAUCAACUAACAAUGAAAUUUCUUUAGGACAGGAAAGUUUACCACUGAAUGCUCGGAAGAUAUUAAUAAAGCAAAGUCAGCCUGAAACUACCAUAAUUAGCUCUGCAGGUUCUACGAAACAAAGUACCCUAAGUAGUUAUGAUAAAGAGGAUUCGCGAGGGUUCUCGGACAGCGACGAUUUUGGUAACGACCACCAUGACGAUAACGAUGACUUUGCAAUAUUAACAAAAAAGCCAAAGUUGGGAGAAAAUGUUAAAGUACAAGCAUCAACAACAGGAACUAAUUCACCACAAAUUUCCAAUACAAAUUUACAAUUUACAGUAUCAAUAAGAGGUUCAUUACAAGUUAUACUGAAUAGAUAUAUGUAUAAUUUGAAUUCUACUCAGAAUUCUGGCGUGAAACGAUGGCGUUGCGUUGAUUAUAGGAGUACUAAAUGUAUGGCCUUCCUUGUCACUAAAGGGAAUCUCGUAUUAAACAGGGCAAACCCACAUUGUCACCCGUACCAUGAUAAAAAGAUAUUGGCUAAGAUAGAGAAGAAUGCGGUAUUCUCUGCUCUGGACGAUGCCGAAGGUUACAAAGAGAUGGAGAGUAAAAGAGAAGAAGAAGAAAUGGAAGCCGUUAGCGAUGACUAUAGUAUUCUACAUACCAGUAAAGAUACACAAAAAGACCCUUUCAUUUACGUUAAUUUGCGUAUUUGUUAUAUCAACAUUAAAACGUUCAGUAUAACACCGAGUGUCAUCGAGUAUUCAAGGAUGACUAUUUUAAUAUAUCUUUUUAUAUUUUUCAACUUGACUUUCUCAAAUCCAAUACCAAAGGAAUAUGUUAUACGAAAAUUAAUGAACGAGUCUACAGUGCAAUUAUUGCAAGAGUAUAUGCGAAUAGAUACAAGUCGCGAAGAGAAUAUUGAAUCGGCUGUCUUAUUUUGGAAACGGCAAUCAAACGUCUUAGGUCUGCCAUUUGCAGUAUACCGUCCCGCAAAGAAGCCGAUUUGUGUCAUAACAUGGACAGGCUCUGAUCCCAAACUCCCGAGCAUUAUACUUAACUCCCAUAUCGAUGUCGUAACAGUUGCAGAGCAAGAGUGGAAAUAUGAUCCCUUUUCGGGAUAUAUCGAUGAGAACGGAGAUCUGUACGGGCGCGGCGCACAGGAUACCAAAGCACUAAGCAUCACGUAUUUAGAAGCCAUCAGGACUCUCAAAGAGGAAGGCGUUAAAUUACAGCGAACAAUUCACGUGUUACUGAUGCCAGACGAAGAAACUGGCGGGUUUAGUGGUAUGAUACCUUUUAUUGAAACUGAAGAAUUUCGUGCUUUGAACCCUGGCUUCUUUUUCGAUGAAGGUAUGACGUCUCCUGACGGCAAGCUGUAUGCUACAUAUCAAGAUAAAAGACCUUGGCAGCUUAAUAUAACACUUCACGGAGAAAGCGGUCAUGGAUCAGCGGUUACAGAUGGAACCGCUAUGGAAAAGUUGCAGAGAUUAUUGGAUAUUACGAGAGAAUUCAGGACACAGCAAAAACGAAUCAUGAGUUCUAAGGAGCCAAUGGAUUAUGGAUCUUACACAACGCUCAAUGUUAAUAUAAUUAAUGGCGGCGUCGCAACGAACAUAAUACCCAGUAAAGUGAAUUUGGUGAUCGACAUGAGACUGUCGAUGUCUGCUCAAGUUAGUGACGUCAAUGCCAUGAUACAGUCUUGGAUUGAGCAGGUGGGCAAUGAUACUGAACUGUCAUUCAUUCGUAAAAUAGAGGUGUCAGAGCGUACUACACUGGACGGGUCUAAUCCAUACUGGGUAGCCCUUGUAGAAGCUAUGAGAGAGAUGGAUCUUAAGAUUGAGCCGAUCGCGUGUCCGGCCACUUCGGAUAUGGUCGAGGUGAGGAACAAGGGAUUCCCCGCGAUUGGCUUUGCCUACAGACCUUACACCGUGCCGCGUAUACAUGCUGCGGAUGAAUACAUAAACAUAGCUACAUUUCAACAAGGAAUACAAGUCUACGCGAAAAUUCUUAAAAGGGUAGCAAACAUAAAGUAA
Papilio machaon (common yellow swallowtail) is the source of this 2587-nucleotide messenger RNA. RefSeq lists its product as uncharacterized. Lineage: Eukaryota; Metazoa; Arthropoda; Insecta; Lepidoptera; Papilionidae. The record is from RefSeq and is a predicted model, not a curated record. Gene Ontology annotation, cellular component: cytoplasm. Gene Ontology annotation, biological process: amino acid metabolic process. The transcript has 17 exons. Bases 128 to 2587 code for a protein of 819 amino acids. Gene Ontology annotation, molecular function: aminoacylase activity; protein binding.